Plasmodium cynomolgi strain B is the source of this 1164-nucleotide messenger RNA. Its product is annotated as ornithine aminotransferase. Gene Ontology annotation, molecular function: L-ornithine transaminase activity; identical protein binding; pyridoxal phosphate binding. The transcript is spliced from 2 exons. The record is from RefSeq and is a predicted model, not a curated record. Gene Ontology annotation, cellular component: cytoplasm. The annotation marks the transcript as partial. NCBI's taxonomy places the organism in Eukaryota, Apicomplexa, Aconoidasida, Haemosporida, Plasmodiidae.
AUGGACUUCGUAAAAGAACUCAAGAGCAGCCAAGACUACAUGAACAACGAGUUGACCUAUGGAGCACACAACUACGACCCAAUCCCCGUUGUCCUCAACAGGGGAAGUGGCGUUUUUGUGUAUGACAUCGAAAAUAGGAGGUACUACGACUUCUUGUCGGCAUACUCGUCGGUAAACCAAGGUCACUGCCACCCCAACAUCCUGAAUGCAAUGAUAAAUCAAGCCAAAAAAUUAACAAUAUGCAGCAGAGCAUUUUUUAGCGAUUCCCUCGGUGUGUGCGAAAGGUAUUUGACAACCCUAUUUGGCUACGACAAAGUGUUAAUGAUGAAUACAGGAGCAGAGGCAAACGAAACAGCAUAUAAAAUGUGCAGAAAAUGGGGUUAUGAAGUAAAAAAAAUACCAGAAAAUGAAGCCAAAAUAAUUGUGUGCAACAAUAAUUUUUCUGGCAGAACUUUGGGAUGUGUAUCAGCUUCUACUGAUAGGAAAUGUAAAAAUAAUUUUGGUCCCUUCGUUCCAAAUUUUUUGAAAGUUCCUUAUGACGAUUUGGAAGCAUUAGAAGUCGAACUACAGGACCCAAAUGUGUGUGCAUUUGUUGUUGAGCCAAUUCAAGGAGAAGCUGGAGUUAUCCUUCCAUCCGAUGGGUACUUCAAAGGAGUAGAAAGACUGUGUAAAAAAUAUAACGUCCUUUUUGUAGCCGAUGAGGUACAAACAGGUCUAGGAAGAACAGGGAAAUUAUUAUGUACUUACCAUUAUGAUGUCAAACCUGAUGUGAUUCUUCUUGGGAAGGCCCUUUCAGGUGGCCAUUACCCCAUUUCAGCCAUUUUGGCUAACAAUGAUGUUAUGCUGGUGUUGAAGCCAGAAGCGCUCAACGUUUUAAUUAAUGAGAAGCUUAGCGAAAAUGCAGAUAAGUUAGGUGGACCGUUCUUAGAGGCUUUAAAGAAAGAACUGAAAGACAGCAAAAUCGUUCGUGAGGUUAGAGGACGAGGUCUACUCUGUGCUAUUGAGUUCAGGAAUGACAUCAUUAACGUGUGGGACAUCUGCUUGAAAUUUAAGGAAAAUGGACUUAUCACUAGAUCUGUGCAUGAUAAGACGGUUCGAUUGACUCCACCACUUUGCAUUACCAAGGAGCAGCUCGACGAAUGCUUGGAAAUCAUUUCCAAGACG